GGGUACCUCUUCAUUUAAAUCGUUUGUUAUGAUGACAAAACAGAUCUUCAUAUCGUUUGGGGUGUUGUUCAUUCUGGCUGUUUACUGUGAUAUGGUUGAGAAUGCAGUAAUCAAAAGAAUGUUCAUGCCCAAUGAAAUGCCUGUAAACAUGCCAAUAAUGUCCAACAAUGAAGGCAUGAAUGACUAUGAACUACAGAAUAUCGUCUCAACAUUAAAGUCUCUUUUGCAAAACUACGUCCAGUCCAAGAUGGGUGGAGGACAACAACCUUAUCCAUAUAUGGAUUAUAAUCAAUUUAGAAAUUCAAGACCAUCAUACUAUGAACCGGUCACAGAUUAUCCAAUUUAUCCGAUGGACUACCAGGGCACAUAUCAACCGUAUGAUUUACCUGAAUCGAUCGGCUCAACUGACAGUCCAUCAAUGUAUUAUCCACAACAGUGAUGUGUUUUGCGUG
Molecule: messenger RNA, 452 nt
Organism: Schistosoma mattheei
Lineage: Eukaryota; Metazoa; Platyhelminthes; Trematoda; Strigeidida; Schistosomatidae
Source: the annotation of a GenBank genome assembly